CAGUGUUUUUUUUUUGGUGUGGAGGAAUUGUUGCAAUUAUCUAAUUAUUCUGUAAAGUUUAUCAAUUAAAAUUAAUCCCAAAUAUGUCCUUGCUAACGAAUACACUUAGAACUACACUCAAUAGUAUAACCAAAAUAUGUAAAUCGACAACAACCAGUCUUACACCUUGCGCCACCGGCAUCCUCAUGCCCGCAAGACAGCUCUCAUACGAGGAAAAGAAAGCACGAGGACCUUUAUUGCGGCGUUAUGGCUACAAUGAUCAUCUCUUACAAAAGGGAUUAUUGCCACAUAUGGAUAAUGGCCAAAAGUUGCCCAUGCCAGAUUAUCGUCCCAAAAAUGCAUGGACUACGAAACGUGCAUUGUUUGGUCAAAAUGAUUACAUUGAUAUUUUGGGCAAUGAUCGUCUACAUCCUACAAAAGUCUUGUAUUCAGUACCAUCUUGGUUGCGUGGUGUGUCCGGCAAUGAAUACCAAGUUUUGUUACGAAAACGUAAGAUGCUCUCGAAAACCGUGUUCCCAGUUGCGCGGCCCACCAAAUGGAAACAUUUACAAAAACGUAUUUUAUAUUUGUACAAGUUUUUGAACCGUAAAACAAAAACUGGUUAUUCUAAACAAUAAAUGGGAAUAUUUUAUUUUGUAUGUA
Calliphora vicina (urban bluebottle blowfly) is the source of this 642-nucleotide messenger RNA. It is a transcript of the gene mRpL51, whose product is annotated as mitochondrial ribosomal protein L51. Gene Ontology annotation, cellular component: mitochondrial large ribosomal subunit. The transcript has a single exon. Lineage: Eukaryota; Metazoa; Arthropoda; Insecta; Diptera; Calliphoridae. Gene Ontology annotation, molecular function: structural constituent of ribosome. The record is from RefSeq and is a predicted model, not a curated record. Gene Ontology annotation, biological process: translation. Bases 84 to 617 code for a protein of 177 amino acids.